AUAAACAACUUGAACUGUUGAAUGUAUAUAUCGAAAUUUAUAGAUUUCAGUUUAUAACUGUUCCAAUCUUUACUAUUUCCAGUUUCACUGCAUUUUUUUUUGAAUAUGUUUUGUAAAUAAUCAACCAUAUAGUUCAUGUUGUAAAAUGUUUCGUGAGCGUGUGUCAGACUGAGAGUGUUUGCCGAAAUCAAAUCAAAAAGAAAAACGAUAACCAAUUUCAUGAGGAAUGAGUGAAUCAAAAGAGAUGUCAUCUAGCUCAAGUGAUGAAAUGAAAAUUGAAAAUAUCGACCCGGAAUUGGAUAUUCGUAGUGAAUUUUUCAAUCCAUUAAAGGCACUAUUGUCGCCCGAAAUCCAAAUUCCCAUCAAAGACGCACCACAGUACAAUAAUGUCGCUCAAUAUGAAUCUGAAAUGAGAAAACAAGAGUCCGGCGGACCAUCAUCAACAAAACAGCAUGCAGCGCCAAAAAUACCACCGAUUUCAUAUCGUCAAGAAAUUGAACUACACAAACGACGAUUUUUACCACAUCAAGAAAUGGUCAAAGGAAGAGGAAAAAGUGUUCGUUACACGCGAAAUUUGUUGUUAAAAAUGAGCGAAGACACCACUGGCCCAACAAAUAUGCUGAAGCAAUGGAAAGAUCAAAGAAAACGCAUAAAGAUAUUCACACGAAAUGCAAUAGCCAUAAAUGGAUAUGUGACUGGUUUCAUCGAAGCAUUUGAUAAGCAUUGGAACAUCGUGUUAAUCGAUGUAUUUGAAGUGUGGAAACGUAAGAAAUACCAUUACUCAUCGAAAGCAGUUAUAUCGAAUGAUGGCGAUAAUGAUGAGACACAAUUGGCAACAUGUUUACAACGAUUACGUUGUCUGAAGAUUACAUUGCCCGCGCUAAAUGUCAAAUCCGUCAAUCGAAAACAAGUGGAAUGCUCACGAAAUGUUUCAAAAUUAUUGAUUCGUGGUGAGCAAAUUGCCACUAUCAUCUUAGACAGAGACAAUGAAACCGGAAACGGAACUAAAAACACAACCCCAAAGUAAUUAAGUGGCUCUCGAAUUCGAGAGCGGGAGAGAAAGAGAAGAAGCGAAACCAAACAAACAAAUAAACAUUGUUUACAUUGUAAGCUGUUGUUGUUUUUUUGCGUUCGCUCGCAUAUAAUAAAUUCAUCAAGGUUAGACUAGAAAUUAAAAUGUGCUAUGUAGAAAAGUGUAAAAAAUAUAGAUAUUUUUCGUCGCUGCCAAUUUGAAUAGAUUAAGAAUGAAAAAUGAACAAAUAAAUUGUUGUAUUUUUAUAGCUUCUUUAAAAGAAAUGAAUAAAAUGAAUAGUGUUUUGAAUAUA
Contarinia nasturtii (swede midge) is the source of this 1325-nucleotide messenger RNA. It is a transcript of the gene Lsm11, whose product is annotated as U7 snRNA-associated Sm-like protein LSm11. Gene Ontology annotation, cellular component: U7 snRNP. The transcript has 4 exons. The record is from RefSeq and is a predicted model, not a curated record. Gene Ontology annotation, molecular function: U7 snRNA binding. Gene Ontology annotation, biological process: mRNA 3'-end processing by stem-loop binding and cleavage. The coding region runs from base 227 to 1027 and encodes 266 amino acids. NCBI's taxonomy places the organism in Eukaryota, Metazoa, Arthropoda, Insecta, Diptera, Cecidomyiidae.